GAUCGAUUCGAAAUAGUUCUCGAAGAAGUUUCCAACCUUAGUAUAUAAUUAGUUCAAACGUUUUUCAAUCGUAGUAAAAUUAGCAAUAUAACGUUCAUUUGCAAACAUUCGACGCAAACGUGAUUUCAUAUGGUCGUGAAAGUGUUUGUAUCAGUCGCGGCGUAACUGAGCGGUAUCAGCUGUUCCAGUAAAUAAAGAACAUUUCGGUAUGGACAGUGUUGAAGAUGGUACAGAAAAUCAAGAAAAUAAUGAUAAAAAUAGCGUUGAAUCAAAGGAUGAAAGCGAUUGUUUGUCAGACAUGAGUGAAGGAUAUGAAAACUGGUAUUGUAUGCCGGAUACUAUUCUGUUAAACAUUUUUCAGUAUUUAACACCGCAGGAACUGGUAAUUGCUGGAGAAGUAUGUAAAUCGUGGCACAGAGUAUCAUAUGAUGAAUUUCUUUGGAAAGAUUUGUUCUACCAAACAUACAAAAUAAGUCCAAACGUCGGCAUUAUGCCAGGAAAAACUUCUUGGUUAGGAGAAUUCAAACGUUUAACAUAUCAUAUACCACUUUUAGAAACAGAAGUUCUUAAAGAGCACUCUCAUCAAGUAUUACAUGUUAGUUUUUCGCACAAUGGAGAAAUGUUUGCUACGUGUUCUAAAGACGGAUAUGUUUUUGUUUGGGAAAGUCAGUAUCCUGUCAGCCUAAAAUACCAUCAUGACAUGAAAACAUUUAAUUGGAAAUAUACCCAAUUUUCACAAUUUAAUUCAUCUGAUACUUUAUUGCUUGUAUCUGGUGUAAGCUUUGGAACUCGUCUUUGCACCUCGGGUGAAAUAGCAGUAUUUAGAUUAGCACCUGGUUUUGAUCUUCAGUGUAGAGUUACAAAUAAACCUCAUGACAUAUUUGGUACAUGGUACAGUGAGCAUUAUCUUUUAAGUGGAAAUUUAUGUUGGUUAUCACACUUUGUUAGAUCUAGUCUUUUAUGGCUUAAUAAAGCAACCCAAGAGUCAUUUAGUGAACAUAUUCCUAUUAUGGCACAACUUUUUAGAUUUUAUAAUAGUAAUGGUUUGUCAAUUCGAACAAUAAUGGUAGCUAAUUGCUUGUCACCUGAACAGAAUGAAUCUGAAGAGCAACAGAAUGAACCUUCAACCUCUAAUGCUACAGAAGAAAAGGAAAAUCCAUUAAGCCAUAUAGAUAUUUCAUCUAUGUCUUCUAUUGAUACUGUUCAAGAACAAGAGGAACCAGUUAUUCUUCGACAUGCAUCAUCUAGAUUACAGUACAGUACAUUGGAAGGUGGAUUUAUGAAUUGGAAAAGACUCGGUGAUGGUUUUGAAUAUGCUAAUCCUAUACAAUACACUGAAGAAUAUAGACAAGUAGAAAUGGAAAAAAUAGCUCAGGAAAAUGAUGAAGAAGAUAAAAAUUCCCAACAGGAUGUAAAAAGUGAAUCUAAAGAGUCAUCAAACGCAGAGAAUACAAAUGAUACAGACGAAUUAGCAAAUAAUUGUGAAAAAUAUCUUAUUUUCACAACUGGAUCAAAAACUUAUACACCACAUCAAGUUGGUUUCAAGAGAAUAAAGAAGAUCAAUUUUCCUACAAGAUUAGAUCCUGGGCCGUCAUUACGUGAAAGAUUAGCUCAACGAGAAAGAGAACGUGAAGAAAGACAAAAUGAAGACAUAUUUAAUACUAAUUGGGUGGAUUAUGCUGCUCUAGCUGAUAAAUUUGAUAAAGUAGAUCAUUUAAUUGAUUUGCAUGGGCACAUUAUAGGAAUGGGCCUUUCUCCAGAUCAUAGGUAUUUGUACGUAAACACAAGACCAUGGCCACGAGGUUAUGUCAUUACGAACCCAUUACUACCUCCACCAAUAGCCGAAGAAAUUGAUAUACAUGUAAUUGAUUUAGUGACGCUAAAAAUAGUUGGCUCUAUGUUAAGAACACAUAAGUCGUAUACUUCAAAUAAUGAAUGUUUCUUUAUUUUUCUUGACGUAUCUGAUCAAUAUGUAGCAAGUGGUGCUGAAGAUAAACAUGGCUAUCUUUGGGAUAGACAUUAUGGUGUAUGUUUAGCAAAAUUCCCACAUUUGGAUGUCGUGAAUUCGGUUGCCUUCAAUCCACGCGAUCCAGAAAUGUUAGUUACAACUAGUGACGAUUACACUGUUAAAGUAUGGCGUAGUCGCAACACAGUCAGAGAAUUAGGAUUGAACGAAGAUUCUUAUCCUAGCGGUAUGGAAGUAAGAAACAGACAAAAGUUUCAAAAAAGUAGUAGAAAUAUUGAUCCAUUAAAAACGAUUGAACUUCCUAUUAAAAUCUCUGUUUAAAAUUUUCUGAGAUUACUAUAAAUUUAUAUUUUGUAUUUACAUUUACAAUGGAUUAAAAAACUUCUGUGAAAUCACACAAAAUUAUAAAUUCUAUUUUAAAUGAAAUUAGUGUGAAAGAC
Megachile rotundata (alfalfa leafcutting bee) is the source of this 2406-nucleotide messenger RNA. RefSeq names its product F-box and WD repeat domain containing 5 (gene Fbw5). Gene Ontology annotation, molecular function: protein binding. Gene Ontology annotation, cellular component: SCF ubiquitin ligase complex; Cul4-RING E3 ubiquitin ligase complex. The record is from RefSeq and is a predicted model, not a curated record. Gene Ontology annotation, biological process: protein ubiquitination. Lineage: Eukaryota; Metazoa; Arthropoda; Insecta; Hymenoptera; Megachilidae.